UUGUAUUUCUAUGGUUCAGACUGAAGCUGUCAGGAGUAUAGACCGGGCAGUGUGGUACCUCUCCCUCGUCUCUACUUCUCCAUAGCAACGACCUCUACAUCCGUGUGUACUAUGAACUAGAAACCGACUGAUGCGCUCUCCUUUCAAAUCUCGGAUUCUGCAACAUCCCAGCGCAAAAUAAUAUGGUGUGUAUAUUUUUGGGAAGCUGAAGUAGUUAGUCGGUUGUGUCUGGAAUGAUGAUUAAUUGAAGUCUCUUUUUUUUGCUGUGUCUGGUAGUUACCUAAGCACAUGCAUCUCGGUCUCAACUUGGAAUCUCAGCAGCAAGGAACUGUCAUUCGGUGGUCAAGUAGGUUGAUGUAUUGAUUUUAUCAGUGGAGACAUUUUAAUCAACGCUUCUAAACGAUGUUACAAAUUGGAGACGAAGUUUAUUUCUCUGCGGUAUUUCUGCUGGUUCUAUUCGGGACCAGGAGCGCGAUUGGAGCAUCGUCCGUCACCGCAUCCAUCUACGUCUUUAUCGUGAUGUUUCGGUUCCCACAAGUGCCCGCUAACCAGGCGAGUCAGGUGCUUCGGCCCACUGGUCUUGCGAGCGCCGGCGUCCCCGUGGUUGCGCACCGGGCAGGGGGACACGAUGCUCCGGAGAACACCAUUGCAGCGAUCCGAGAGGCCAGCAGGAAUGGAGCCACAGGGGUGGAGCUGGACCUGGGCUUCACUGCAGAUGGAGUGGCAGUGCUGAUGCACGAUGAGACGGUGGACCGCACCACCAACGGGACGGGAGCGUUGGGCACGCUGCGUCUGGCAGAGCUCAGGACGCUGGACGCCACGGGCAGACACAGGCUUAGGGAGAAGUUCAAGGGGGAGAGGGUGCCAACGCUUCAGGAGGCAGUGGAGGAAUGCAUCAACCACCAGCUGACCAUCUUCUUUGAUGUCAAAGAUCAACCUGAUAAGGCAGCUGCAGCCCUAGGGGAGAUGUAUCAGAAACACCCUGUCCUCUACAACUCCAGCAUUGUCUGCUCCUUUCAACCUAAAGUAAUCUACAAGAUGCGUCAGGCGGACCCUGGGGUGGUCACAGCCCUGACCCACCGGCCCUGGAGCCUUAGUCGCUACGGCGAUGGCACGCCCCGUUCCCUGUCAGCGUGGACGCACUACUGGCUGGGAGUUUUGGACGUGCUGCUGGACUGGGCCCACCACCACCUGUUGUGGAACCUGUGUGGUGUCUCAGCCAUCCUCAUGCAGAAGGACUUCAUCUCCCUGGACUAUGUUCAGUACUGGGCAGAGCGAGGGGUGGAGGUGGUGGGCUGGACCAUCAACACAGCCGUGGAUAAACAGUACUACCAAGAUGUCCUGAAGAUCAGCUACAUCACGGACAGCCUGAGGGAAGACUGUGAGCCUCACUACUGACUGACAGAGACAGGGUAUACACACACAAACACAAAACACACACAAAGUUAUAGAGUACUACCUAACAAUAAAGUGUAGUUGUACAAGGACUCAGAGCUCAAUAUCAUAUGGAAUAUGUACAUGGAGUAUGAAUGUACAGGACAGUACACAUCCAAUAUAGCUGCAUAGCAGAUCAUUGUCUAGUUCAGGUUGCCCCUUUUAAUCAGAAUAGUUUUUACUGCAAACACUCAAAGAAGAUCAAACAGUAUCAUCACUCAUUUGACAACUAUACUAUACCAGCAAUACCACCAUUAUCUCAGAAAUACUCUCUUGGACCAAUCAUCACACCACUAAAUGCAGACAAUUUGCUCAUUUGCCAUGUUGAAUUUUUCAUCUUAAUACAGAUAUUUUAGUGCAUUAGGAGAUUAGGCUACAUUCAUUAAUAUUGUAUUAAUGGUAUGACACUGCUAUAACAAUGGUACAAAAUACAUCUCUCUUUGUUUACAUGUAUCUUUGAUUUCUCAAUGAAAACAUUAUUAUAUACAAUGUAUCCUUUAUGAAACCAUGUUAUUUAUUGUGACUACUGUAGGCCCACUGUAAAUAUUGGAAAAAAUAAAUAUCCCCUGUCCUAAUUUGCAUGCAGACUGGUGCUGAAUAGUGAGUAUUGUAGUGGGUAUGUGAUUGCAUUGUAAGGUCACUGUGUAUACAUGAUGGAGGUACACCUUAUUCCUGUUUUGUUCAUAUCUGAGAGCAACGUUGAUGACAGGGGCAAUGCUGCACCCCUAUCUUCAGGCCUGACCUCUGCCAUACAGUCAGGUGGACACUGUCCCUUUAAACGACGGAGGGAGGCGUGUUGCGUUGUCAAAUGUGUGAGCUGCGUUGGUUGAGUGUCUUUGUAGCUCAAUGACAGCCCUUGUUUCAUCAGAUCUGACAUUGCACCGACUCCGACAGCCCCAACAACCCACUUCUUCACACACUGGAUGCAAGGCGAUCAGCUCUUGCCACAUGGCCUAUGGAGAACG
Messenger RNA from Coregonus clupeaformis (lake whitefish), 2399 nucleotides. RefSeq names its product glycerophosphodiester phosphodiesterase 1-like. NCBI's taxonomy places the organism in Eukaryota, Metazoa, Chordata, Actinopteri, Salmoniformes, Salmonidae. The coding region runs from base 403 to 1398 and encodes 331 amino acids. Gene Ontology annotation, biological process: lipid metabolic process. The record is from RefSeq and is a predicted model, not a curated record. The transcript is spliced from 6 exons. Gene Ontology annotation, molecular function: phosphoric diester hydrolase activity.